AUGAUAUUCUCAAACCUGUGUUCAAGGUCAGUUACUUCUUUGAGGUUGUCAUCCCCUAUAAGGAUCGGUAGCCGUUUUACACAUGAGUAUGCUCCACGUUUUAAACAGCAGCAAAAAAAGCAUAAAGGCAGAGUUGCUGUUCGUACAGGUGGUUCAGUGAAGGGUAAUUCAUUGGAGUUUGGCAUAUUUGGGCUUCGUUUGAAAUCUGAGGGUGUUAGGUUGACUGCACAACAGCUGAAAGAAGCUGAUAAUGCGAUCAUGAGAUAUGUUAGAAAAAUCAACAAUGGUAAGCUAUGGCGUCGUCUAUGCACCAAUAUUGCUGUUUGUAUAAAGGGUAACGAGACCAGAAUGGGUAAGGGUAAAGGUGGUUUUGAUCAUUGGAUGGUGAGGGUUCCAACUGGGAAGAUGAUCUUUGAGAUUGGUGGUGAUGAUUUACAUGAAAAAGUAGCCCGUGAAGCCUUUAGAAAGGCAGGGACCAAGCUACCGGGGAACUAUGAGUUUGUAACCAGGAAUUCUUUGGUUAGGACAGGUUUACAUAGUUUCAAAGAUCCAAAACAUGAUAAAAGUAUUAACUACUUUGAAGAAUUGAAGAAGUCACCAACCAAAGAAUAUUUGAACGAUCUUAAAUCAAAAGAGCCUGAAUUUAGAUUAUUUAGAGGACGUUGA
Messenger RNA from Eremothecium cymbalariae DBVPG#7215, 666 nucleotides. RefSeq names its product mitochondrial 54S ribosomal protein uL16m (gene MRPL16). The record is from RefSeq and is a predicted model, not a curated record. Gene Ontology annotation, biological process: mitochondrial translation. Gene Ontology annotation, molecular function: structural constituent of ribosome; rRNA binding. Gene Ontology annotation, cellular component: ribosome; mitochondrial large ribosomal subunit. The transcript has a single exon. Bases 1 to 666 code for a protein of 221 amino acids. Lineage: Eukaryota; Fungi; Ascomycota; Saccharomycetes; Saccharomycetales; Saccharomycetaceae.